UGGACUUUGAAGUGGGAGGGCCGAAUGACGCACGUCAGCUAAGAAGUUUGCCUAUGUUUGUUUGCGCCACAUGUACCCGCCCAAAGAAAAGACAGAAAGAAGGUUGUGUUUCAAAUUUGGCUAGACGUCGCACUCUCGACACCGUCUACCGACUACUACCCGACUGCUCGCUCAAACGGGGAAGGGCCCACGCGGUUACUCAAGAAGCUCAACUGCGAUAGCAGGUUACGGCAGUCCUCAGCGGCCCCCACCCACAUCUUUCUCCUUUUGCGAUACUCUUAUCUUCCCAUUCUCCACGACAACUGGUCUUUCUUUUAAUACUCUUCUUGCAUUGAAAUGCAUUCCAGGGAAGCGAUCAUUCUCGGUCGACAGGACAAUAAUGACUGCGUGAAUCCCAAUCCCGCCAAUACGAUCACUGACCGACUCAAUACGCUUCUCAAUUCUUCUGGAGCUGGUUAUACACUGCAACUUUGCGCCGGGGCAGAGUACCUGUUGCAAGCUCCCAUUCUUUUCGCCGCCCCUCAGCAGGAGAUAAGCACGGUCGGCUAUCCUACUGGAGAUGAGCGCGCCACUCUCAUUGUUAAUGGACCGGUCUUCAAUGGAACAGGCCACACAACCGCUAUAGAUGGGACCUGCGCCAAUUGUACAGGUAUAAAGAUCAGGAACAUUCAGAUCAAUGGUACUCGUCUCGGAGCCACACCAACUUCUGGAGGGGCCAAUAUUGAGAUCGGUGGGCCUAAUACAGAUCAAGUCGUCGAAUAUGUGAGAUCGUUUGAUCCUCGAAGCUGGUCAUGUCUUCAUAUCGCGGAGGGUGGCUUACAAUGUAAGAACGCUACCAUUCAAAAUAAUGACAUUGGUCCCUGUGGGAGCGAUGCUUUUCAGCAAUGGGCCGAUGGUAUCAGUGUAGCUUGCGCCAACAGCGUCGUCCGUAACAACAUGGUGGAGAAUCCCACGGACGGUGGGAUUGUUCUGUUUGGAUCUCCCGGCACCCAGGUGUACAACAAUACAAUCUGGGUCGUAAACCAAACCCUUCUCGGGGGCAUUAACAUGGUGGAUUACGAUCCUUGGAGUGGCGACUAUAGCGGGACGGUCGUUCAUAACAACACUAUGCUGGGAGGCUUCGCUACGGACACACCAGAAGGCAGUGAAACCAAGGGCGACAAUGUUGACGAUGCUAUCAUGAAGAUCGGCGUAGCUAUUGGACCUCGGACGUGGUUUGGACCCCGGUAUGGCACUAAUCUCAGUCGUUCGGGGACGGUCUACGACAACAGGUUCUCCGGAGCGUUCAGCUAUGCUAUCGCCAUCACAUCGGCCACCAAUUUCACAGUUCAGGACAACGUCUUGUUCGGAAAUACGUCCUUCAUUGGCGCUGUUGGGCCGAACUGCACUAUCACCGAUGCUGACAUCCCGACUCCCGCCCCGUUCGUGAUAGAUAGGAAUUUCACCUCAGACAUGUCUAUGCAGUCCAAUUUCCAGAACAUCACUAAAGGGGACUCUAUUACUUGCGUGGCUCCUCCCGCUGGCGGCGACUAUUGGCCGUAUGGUGGAAACCCGGAGACCAGUUCUGGUUCAUCGGGUAGCGGAAGUAACAGCAACAGCAGCAGUGGUGGUGGUGGGACAUCCACGGGAGCCAAGGUGGGCAUUGCUAUUGGCGUGGUAGCCGGCGUCAUUGCUCUUGCUCUGGGUGCUUGGUUCCUUCGCAAGUGGGCCAUUAAUCGUUCUGAGUCGAAGCGCUUGUACAACUCCACGCGCAAGUCGCGAUAUUUGAAGAAUUUCUAGUUGUCUUCUCUCCAUCUGGACAUUGGAUCACAUCAUACCCGCCAUGAAUUCUACAGAUCAUUCAGUCUACGACCAUUUCAUCGGACAUUGCUACGUAC
This is a messenger RNA of Desarmillaria tabescens, 1877 nucleotides long. RefSeq lists its product as uncharacterized. The record is from RefSeq and is a predicted model, not a curated record. The transcript is spliced from 7 exons. Lineage: Eukaryota; Fungi; Basidiomycota; Agaricomycetes; Agaricales; Physalacriaceae. The coding region runs from base 337 to 1779 and encodes 480 amino acids.